CCUCUGAUUUGUCUAGUCGGUCUUCGUCAGGAAUAGCAGAAAUUGUCUCUGGUGAAUUCGAGGUAAAUUCUCGCAAGUUCAUCUUCGCCUCCGAGAAUAUCAUUUUGGCUUGAUUGCAUUUCCUGAUUAAUUCUUCUGGAGAACUUGCUCCUAAAUGAAGGUUGUCCACAUAAAGGCUACUAGAUAAUUCAGUAGCAGUAGUCGUGCCGUAUUUCUCUAGAUGGUGACGUAUUACUCCCGCCAGAAGGUAAGGGGAGCAAAUAACGCCAAAGGCAACUCUCGCAAAACGAUAAACUUGUAUAUUGUCGUUAGAUGGUGGCUUAUCCGGAUCCUUCAGCCAAAGGAAUUUGGCUACUUCCCGGUCUUCUUCGUGUAGGCCUACCAUAAGGAAAGCUGCCUCCAAGUCAGCAAUCGCCACAAAUUUUGGUAGGCGAAAUCUGAGGAGCAAUCCUACUAAUUCUGGUAGGAGCAC
Molecule: messenger RNA, 472 nt
Organism: Meloidogyne enterolobii
Lineage: Eukaryota; Metazoa; Nematoda; Chromadorea; Rhabditida; Meloidogynidae
Source: the annotation of a GenBank genome assembly